Molecule: messenger RNA, 585 nt
Organism: Cornus florida
Lineage: Eukaryota; Viridiplantae; Streptophyta; Magnoliopsida; Cornales; Cornaceae
Product: isoflavone reductase homolog
Exons: 3
Coding region: 1-585 (194 amino acids)
Source: RefSeq, a predicted model, not a curated record
AUGGACCCAUCAAGAAUGAGAGAUGCACUUGAACCAGGAAAUGUUUCAUUGAUAGAGAAGAUGAGAGUGAGGAAGGCAAUUGAAGAAACUAAAAUCCCCUUCACUUAUGUGUCUGCCAACUGCUUUGGUGGUUACUUUGUGGGUAGCCUCUGUCAACUUGGCACACUCAUUCCUCCUAAACACAAAGUGUGCCUAUAUGGAGAUGGCAAUGUGAAAGUGGCUUUUUUAGACGAAGAUGAUGUAGCAACAUACACAAUUAGAACAAUAGAUGAUCCUCGUACAUUGAACAAAACAUUGUACCUUCGACCACCAGAAAACAUCCUUACUCAAAGGCAGUUAGUCGAGAAGUGGGAAAAACUUACAAACAAAGAACUAGAGAAGUUCAGCAUCUUUGCAGAAGACUUCCUAACAUCCAUGAAAGAUAUGGACUUUGCUGGCCAAGUAGGAGUGGCGCAUUUCUAUCACAUUUUCUAUGAAGGCUGUUUAAUGAACUUUGAAAUAGGGGAAGAUGGAGAAGAAGCUUCAGAGCUCUAUCCUGAGGUUCAAUACACUCGCAUGGAUACAUACUUGGAAUGCUAUCUAUAA